AAAUUUUGUUUUAUAUUUGUAUUUUUAGUGCCACUACUGUCAUCGAAAAAAAAAAAAAAGAAAAGAAAAUGUGGGUAUCAAAAGUUAACAGAACAUCAGAUAAAAUGAGUGGAUUGUUUUUAUUAUGGACACCAAUUAAAAGAAAUCCAUAUUUUCAACUCGAAAAGCAAAAUUCAAAAUUUUUAGUUACAGAAAAAGAGUUAUUACCAAAGGGAUUUUUAAACUCAAUUAGUUUUCAAAAUAAUUAUGGAUAUUUUCUUGAAAAUCAACAAAAUAAUAAUACACAAUCAACAAACUCCACAACCAGCGACAAAGGUGAACUUUUUAAUAUUAUAGGUGAUAUCAAAAAUAAAGGAUUUGGCAACGUAAUAACAGAAAUUAAAGAAAAACAAAAGGAAAUCACCCAACUUUUAAAUAGAAAUAAAAUCAAAGAACAAUCAGAAGCAGGUAAAUCACAUGUAACAAAGAAUGAUUUAAUAUUGGAGCAUCCAAACUACAGUUUUUUAACCAAAUGUUGGAUACAUUUAAUUCCAUUUCUCCCAAGAUCAUGGCUACUCAAACCAAAUGAAUCUUAUAGAAUCGUAUCAUUAAUAGACUCAUUCGAACCUAAUCAAGUCUCAGUAUCCUCAAGCUAUGACGACAUUGAAAAUCAUUGGAACCAAUUAGAAUCUGAAAUAUUAAACUCUUUAAAAGUUUUACCAACAACCAAAGAAAAACAAUUUCGUUUAGAUACAUUUUUAAAUAUGAAAUUACACACUUUUCCAACUCGUCAAUCACCUCCAUCAUCCUCUUCAAAAAAUAUAAUCAAUAACUUAAAGUCAGAUGUAAACAUUGUAUCUUAAAAUUUAAACAUAUAUAAACUAAAACAAAAUAAAAGAGAAAAACAAUAUAUAAUUGUUGUUAUUGUUAUUAUUAUUUU
Molecule: messenger RNA, 919 nt
Organism: Dictyostelium purpureum
Lineage: Eukaryota; Evosea; Eumycetozoa; Dictyosteliales; Dictyosteliaceae
Exons: 1
Coding region: 69-842 (257 amino acids)
Source: RefSeq, a predicted model, not a curated record